Molecule: messenger RNA, 5538 nt
Organism: Parasteatoda tepidariorum (common house spider)
Lineage: Eukaryota; Metazoa; Arthropoda; Arachnida; Araneae; Theridiidae
Product: carnitine O-palmitoyltransferase 1, liver isoform
Biological process (GO): carnitine metabolic process; fatty acid metabolic process
Cellular component (GO): mitochondrion
Molecular function (GO): carnitine O-palmitoyltransferase activity
Source: RefSeq, a predicted model, not a curated record
CACAACCAAUCACGUUGAGGGAGAUGUGAAAAUUGUUGAUGUUUACAUUCGAUGCUGAAAUCGACAAAACAAAGACUAAAAGUGUAGUGCUCUUGACUCGUGUGUUGAUAUCGUUAUCAAAUGAUCAUGUAAAAGUGCAUUUUUUAAAAAAAUUAUUUUUUGUUGAUCAAUAUUAAUCUGCAUUAUGGCAGAAGCACGUAUUGCUGUGGCAGAACCCAGGGUAAAUACCAUCGAUGAAAUAGCAGCUCCUGAAUCUUACAAAGAAAUUUUCAAAACUGUAAGAAGCACUGUAACAAAGAGAUAUUAUAAAGUGAGAAAUUUAAUCUACAACGGAGUGUGGCCAGCUUCUCUAUCCAAUGUCAGAAUAACAGUCUUCACUUGUCUUCUGUUAAUGAUUAUUGAACCUCAUAUAACAUUACCUAUAAACACAUUUUUAUGGAAUAUUGCUCAUAUUUUGCAUAUUCCAAAAGGCUUACCUCGUACUCUUCAAGCUCUUAUUGUUUCAAGCAUAAUUGGGAUUUUUGCAUUUAUAUUUUUAAUGAUACUAAGACAAAGUUUCCUGAGGCUCCUAUUAUCUUACAGAGGAUGGAUGUAUGAAAAUCCUCGUAGUCAUACAAUAGCAACAACUCUGUGGUGCGGAGCUGUGAAACUCCUCAGUGGUUAUAAGCCAUCUCUUUACAGUUGCCAAAGAUCUUUGCCUAGGUUGCCAGUACCUCCUGUUAAAGACACACUGAAUAGGCUUUAUGAAUCACUAAAACCUCUCUGUACUGAUGAAGAAUUAAAGGAAAUUCAACAAAAAGGAAAGGAGUUUGAAAAUACCUUGGCCCAUAAGUUGCAAAAUAUAUUGCUUCUGAAGUCGUGGUUUUGUCAGAAUUAUGUAAGUGACUGGUGGGAGAAAUAUGCCUAUCUAAUGAGCAGGAGCCCCCUUCCAAAUAAUAGUAAUUAUUAUUGCUGUGAUGAAUGCUACUGGACUCCUACAGAUAAACAAGUGUCACGGACUGCAUCAUUAAUUUAUGGUCUUUGUUCCUUCAAAAGACUAAUUGACCGAGAAGAACUUGAACCUCUUGUAAUUCGAAAUACAAUUCCUAUAUGUAUGGCUCAGUAUGAGAAACUGCUAGGAACUGUAAGAAUUCCUGGUGAAAAUAAUGACACUAUUCUACACACUGAAGAUUCAAAGCAUAUCAUUGUUAUUGUGAAAGGAAUAUAUUAUAAACUUGAAGUUUUUGAUUCCAAAAAUCAAAUUUUGGCUCCUACAACAUUAGAAGAGCAACUCAAUUGGAUUGUGAAAGAUGCUGAGAAACAAUCAGAGUCAUAUUCUGAAGCUGAAAAAUCUAUUGCUGCUCUAACUGCUUUAAAAAGAAGUCAAUGGGCGACUAUACGAAAAAGUCAUUUGAGUUCAGGAGUGAAUAGAGAUAGUCGAAGAGCAGUUGAAAAAGCAAUUUUCUGUGUGACGCUUACAGAUUAUUCUCCAAGCACUUUAAGUGAGAAAGGAAAAUUUCUUCUUCAUGGAGAUGGAAAGUGCAUUUGGUUUGAUAAAUCUUGCAAUUUGAUAGUUUUUGGCAAUGCUGGAACAGGUCUGAAUUGUGAACACACCAUAGCUGAUGCCCCUGCUAUGGCUCAUAUGUGGGAAUAUAUCCUAUCUAGAGAGGUUCUAGAAAAGUUGUUUGAUGAGAAUGGUUAUUGUAUGCCAUUUAGCAGAGUUUUUAAACAAGCUAAAUUAAAAGCUCCUUAUCGAUUGAUAUGGGAAAUAUCUCCUGAAUUAAAGACUUGUAUUGAAGAAGCUGUAUCUUUUUCUAUCACUAAUAAUAAUGAUUUGGAUUUAAUAGUUAUGGAUCACAAUGAAUUUGGAAAAGGUGCUAUCAAAAAAUGUAAGACUUCUCCUGAUGCCUUUGUACAGUUAGCCCUGCAAUUGGCCUAUUACAAGGAUGCUAAAAGAUUUGUACAAACUUAUGAGGCAUCAAUGACUAGAUUAUAUCAAGGAGGGAGAACUGAAACUGUAAGAUCUUGCACCAUGGAAGCAAAGGAAUUUGUUUUGAGUAUGCAGCAAAAAGAUUGCCCUGCAGAAAAGAAGAGGUCAUUAUUGCAAAAAGCAGCUUUAAAGCACCAGAAUAUGUACAGAGAUGCAAUGAAUGGACGAGGCAUUGACAGACAUUUAUUUGCUCUUUAUGUCGCUUGCAAGGGAUUGGGUUAUGAAAGUGACUUUUUGUAUAAAACCAUCACUCGUCCGUGGACUUUAUCUACUAGUCAAACACCCCAUACUCAAUUGACUGCAUUACCUGAUGCAAAUUUGCACAUAUUUAAUGACAAAGUUUGUACUGGCGGUGGAUUCGGACCUGUGUCAGAUGAUGGUUAUGGGGUGUCUUACAUAUUUCCUUCAGAUCAGCGCAUAUUUUUCCACAUCUCGUCGAAACAUGCCUGUCCCCAGACAAGUUCACAGAGAUUUUAUCAUUUGUUAUCUGAGAGCAUGGUAGAGAUGCUUCAGCUCUUCGAUGAGAAAUGACAAUUUGGACUGUAAUGCGUCUAUUUAUGCCUUCUUCGUGCUUGUUCCUUAUGUAAUUUUUUAAACUAAGUGUUAUCAUUCCAAAGUAUUUACUUAUAUCUAGAACUAUUUUUGGUGUUACUUUUUAAUGCCUGGGAAGGUUCUAUGUGAAAAGAUAUGGAUUCUGAAUCAGAAAUGCAUUAGUGGUGAUUGUGGAAAUGGAUAGUUUUGUGUGGAUUUUGUUCUCAGAGAGAAAAGUUUGUGUAAAGUAAAAAUUUAAGAAGUGCAGUCUUGUUAUGUUUUAUGUACAUAAAAUAAAAUGAAGUUAAUGUAAAAUAAUAAAAAAAUUAAAUUCAUAAAAUGAAUUGAACUGAACUAUGUGUAUUUUUUUUAACUUAAUGUACCUAAUAAAAGUAAGCCAAACAACUAUAAAAAAUUGCUUUUGAAAAUGCAGUCAAAUAUGCAUUACUUAGUUUUUUUUCCUUCCAAAACUGUUAAUGAAAAAGAAUUUGUCCAAACAAGUUUUUGACAACUCUAAUUUCAUAGAAUGCCAACCAAAUUUUGUUUUGAAUAUUUAUAUACUAUGUACUAUUUUAUUCAAAUUAUUAUAGGUAUUUUUCAAAACAAAAAUCAUAAUAAAUUUUAAAUAUUAAUUUUAAGUGAGAAUAUUGACAUUAAAUCUAAGUCUAAAGCAAACCAUUAAGUUUGACUGGUAUUCCUUUUGCUACUGGUAUAUAUAUUUUUUACUGAUUUUUAUGCCACAUUUGAUUACAGUUUAUUCUUUUCAAUGCAUGCAAUUAUUCUCCUGUUUUUAUGUAUUUUGUCUAAUGUGCUUUAUUUACAUUGUUUUUUAAUUUAGUCGACAUAGCACAAAGUAUACCCUAUCCUUUUGGAUUCACCUUUAUUUUUUAGAAUUCAUUGGUGGUGUUAUUUUUUUCUUUAAGGUUUUUAGCUUUCUUUUUUCUUUGUUUUGUUUUUUUUUAUACAUUUCUUUCUUUACUUAAGUAUUAGUUACAAAAACUGUUUGUUUAAAAAUACUUAUUUUUAGUGUUAAAUAUAAAUCUGUUCUUAUGAAAUAAUGUGCCAUUUAAGUUUGCCUACCCUAGUUCCAAUUAAAUUAAGUACUCUCAGUUUCAGUAGUUUUCUUUUUGUAGUUUCCAACAAUAUUUGAUGCGUUUUAUUAAAAAAUAAUGAAUGAUUAAAGCAACCCAAAGGAUUGAAUUGUAAUUGUUACAUUUUUAUGGGCCAUUAUGCAGUAAUGCUUUAUAUACAAAAUGCUUUAAAUUUUUCUGUGACUUCUUUUCUUAUGAUUCUUUUUUUCGUAUUUCGUUCAAGCUUAAAUGCUAUAGAUUUAAUUAAAAAAAAUAUUUUUCUAAAACUUAUUUCUUAAUAAAAAUUAUUUUAUCUGACAGCGAAUUUAAUUGCGUGAAACUUUUCUAAAACCAUCUAUUUAUGUUCCUGAUUUUCUCCUAAUAAAACAGAAUUUAACGUCUUCUUUAAGUUUAAGUUUGAUUUCAAGCGUAAUUCUAUUAAUAAAAAAAACUUGGAAAGGAGCAUUAUAUUUAAUUUAAUUUAUAUUGUCAUUCAAUUAAAACACUAAAAAAUAUGAAGAUUAAAAGAAAGAUGAAAAGAAACCGAAGGAAACAAACCUAAUUUGAAUAAGAGAUUGUUUAAAUAAUUAGGGUUGCUAAUUAGUGAUAUAAUAGCAAAUUUGAUUAUAAAUGAAACUUCGUUAAUCCAUCAAUCAAUGUUUCCGAUUUUUUUUUGAUAAAAAAAAACAUUCAUAAUUAAUUGAACUCUUAACACUUCCUAAAAGUAAUAUAAUUCACACAACACCUUUUAGAUUGUACUAACACUUUCCACCUCAAGACUAAAAUUUGAUUGACUGAAACAUAGUAUUACAGGUAGCGAUUAAACAAAAAGCAAUGUCGGCAAUUCAUUUGAUUUUAAUGAAAAAAUCAGAUAAAAAUCUACAGUACCAAUAGAAAUGCUAGCAAAUAAGAAAUAAUUAAAGUAGAAUAUUUCUUUACACAUUAUGCAGAGAUGGUACAAAAUUGAUAUCAUUUAUUUAAGAAUUAGCAAAAGUAUUAGAAUUAACAAUUCUGGAGUUGCCAUAUUCACCUUCAAAGGUUUUACAGUAUGUUGACAUGUCUUUAAUGAAAGAGAUUUAAGUGUUUAUAAUUUUGGAUUUAUGAUCAAGAUUCUAAGAGUUAAGGGAACAUCGCAGUUUUUUUAAUUUAUUUCCGUUAUAUUUUUAAUCUUCUUUUUCUUGUUAUAAAAUGACAAAAUUGCCUCUUGUUUUAUCUUGAUCUGUUUUGAUCAUUUGAGUAUUAGUAUUAAUGAAGAGCGUGAUUGCAUGUCUAAAAUGAAUGAACUGAUUAUUUGUAUGAAAUGUUAGAAGUUAUUAUUUGUGUGAAAUGUGAUUUCUAUCAAUCACAUUGCUUUUGCUUCAGGUUUUUGUAAGUAUUUUAUUUAACAAAAUGUAUUUAGUUUUACAAUUCUUAACGUUAUUAUUAUUUUUAAACAAAGUUAGUUUCGAUUGAAUAAGAAUAUUGAAGAAAGAAAUGAAAGGUGAGAAAUUGAAUAUGCAUGGGUGUACAUUGCAGAUUUUCGGUAAAUGUCAUUUUUUGUUUUCUGAAUUUCAAUGUCAUGUCAAAUUAUUAAUAUAUCAGUUAAAUGUUAUGUUUAAACUUAAAUGUGUAUGUCUAUGUGUAUUUUUUACCUCUUUUUCUAUUAAUAUCGAUCUUAUUUAAAGUGAUUUUUGAAUUGUUUAUGUGCUAUUUUUUAGGAAGGACUUAUUAUGAUAAAUUAUUUAUUUUACUGAGUUAAUUAUCUCUUUUUUAUUUUUACUGAGAUUAUGUAGGGGUCUUUAUUUUUAUAUUUUACAUUUUUUGAAGUUCAUACUUUUAAAUGUAUUUUAUAAUUGAUCUCAACUGAUUUGGUUUUGUUCAUUAAAAAUCAAUUUCGUUUUUAUUGUUGUGAAAAAGUAAGCUAUCGAAUGCUUACAUUUGUACAAAAUAUGUCCACUGCAUUUUUUAAAUAAAAUGUAAAAAAAUCUG